This is a messenger RNA of Carassius carassius (crucian carp), 997 nucleotides long. RefSeq names its product vacuolar protein sorting-associated protein 29. Gene Ontology annotation, cellular component: endosome; retromer complex. The record is from RefSeq and is a predicted model, not a curated record. NCBI's taxonomy places the organism in Eukaryota, Metazoa, Chordata, Actinopteri, Cypriniformes, Cyprinidae. The transcript is spliced from 4 exons. Gene Ontology annotation, biological process: intracellular protein transport; retrograde transport, endosome to Golgi. The coding region runs from base 146 to 694 and encodes 182 amino acids.
AGGUGCUCUUUUUAUAAGCGAAUUUGGGUUGUCUUUUAAUCAGCUUUGCCUAUUUUUUCCGCGUGAUCUGGCAACAUUGAGUUUCUGGCCUUUCGAGUCAACAACAGCUUCCCGAGUUCAGUUUCAAACACGCAGCUGGACAAAAAUGCUGGUCCUCGUGUUAGGUGACCUUCACAUUCCCCACCGAUGCAACACCCUACCUGCCAAAUUUAAGAAGUUGCUAGUGCCUGGCAAGAUUCAGCACAUCCUCUGCACAGGAAACCUUUGUACAAAGGAGAGCUACGACUACCUGAAAACACUCGCUGGAGAUGUGCACAUUGUCAGAGGAGACUUUGAUGAGAACUUGAAUUAUCCAGAGCAGAAGGUGGUGACAGUGGGGCAGUUCAAAAUCGGCCUUAUCCAUGGACACCAAGUGAUCCCGUGGGGUGACAUGGCGAGCUUGGCGCUGCUUCAAAGGCAGCUGGAUGUAGAUAUCCUUAUUUCUGGUCACACACACAAAUUUGAGGCUUUCGAGAAUGAGAAUAAAUUUUAUAUUAACCCCGGAUCUGCCACAGGGGCCUAUAGCGCACUGGAAAGCAACAUCACACCAUCGUUUGUUUUGAUGGACAUUCAGGCAUCUACAGUGGUUACGUAUGUCUAUCAGCUCAUUGGAGAUGACGUCAAAGUCGAGAGAAUCGAAUACAAAAAGUCUUAAAGAUCACGGAUACUGUCAGCUGCCUUCUUUCAGGAUUCUAAUCUUGUCAUUCCCUCUCACCUGAACGUCACAAAUGCUGUAUCAUAAUGUUACGCUGUAUUUUAAUGUAAUAUAUAAUACUGUUUAUAUGUCACCAGAAUGUCAGCAUUGUGGUUCAGCAGAUUGUUGUUAAGGAUGCAAUCAUGCUGCAUUAUUUGCAUAAUGUUAGUGUGAAUUAGUCUUCUAAAUAUGUUAUGUGCCCUACAAAUUUUUCAAGGCCCAUGUUAAGUCAUCUUUCAUAAAAUAAAACCCCACAUCACAUGA